AACUAACUCUACAUGCAUAACUACUCAACAGUCCAACACCAAACUCCCCUUGAUCUUCUUUCUCCCUGUCCUUGAACUCUGUAUCAACAAGUUGUUGAUUACUUUAGUAAACAUGGUAAACUUUGUAGCUGCAUUAAAGCUUUUGAUUCAGUUUUUUAUGAAAAUGUUCGGAGUGCAAACUCACCUGGUAGAGAUCAUGCCUGGUACUGUCAUGAACUUUUGGGUACCUUCCGAAACCCUCAAGAAUCCCAGUAUUGAUAAAACCAUUCCAACUAAACCAAACAAACCGGUAGUAGUCCUCGUCCAUGGAUUUGCAGGUGAUGGUAUAAUUACUUGGAUGUUGCAAGUUCGUUCUCUCACGAAGCAAUACUCCGUUUACAUACCAGACCUUUUAUUUUUCGGUGACUCAUUCACCGAUAGCUCGGACAGGUCACCUGAUUUCCAAGCCGAGUGUUUGAUGAAGGGACUAAAGAAAUUAGGAGUGGACAGAUGCACUAUAGUGGGGUUUAGUUAUGGAGGCAUUGUCGCGUUUAAGAUGGCCGAAUUGUAUCCUGAAUUUGUUCAAGCGUUGGUCGUUUUGAGCUCCGUCGUGGCUCUGACUGAUUCUAUUAAUGAGGCCAUUUGUCAGAGGCUAGGGGUUGGUUCGUUCUCAGAUAUGUUGUUGCCAACUUCUGCAGAUGGAGUCAAGGCGCUCUUCUCGUUUGGAGCUUAUCAUAAGCUUUGGUUGCCUGAUAGAAUUUACAGGGAUUAUCUGGUCAUGAUUAACAACAGAAAGGAAAGGCGUGAAUUGCUCGAUGGCAUGAUUGUGAGCGACGAAGAUGGCACUAUCCCAAUUUUCAAACAGAAAAUACAUCUUAUAUGGGGCGAAGAAGAUCAAAUUUUUAAGUUUGAGCUUGCCAAGAACACGAAAGAGCAACUGGGCGACUUGGCAACGUAUGAGGGCAUAAAGAGAGCAGGCCACCUGGUUCACUUAGAAAAACCCUUUAUCUUCAACAAGCGUCUCAUCCGGUUUCUUAAUUCCUUGCAAGAAACUGAUCAGGCACAGUGUGCGAAAAUCAAAGCAUGAUACGAGACAACGGGGAUAAACCUUUAUCACUGUGCUAUCCGAUCACGCUGGUAGGGAAACCAAUUGUUUCUUGAUAAUUUGGCUUCACAAAACUGCCAGUACUAGUUUUGAUAGCACAUUGAUGGCAACUGAGGUUACGUUGAAAUUUGAGAAAGAUUACUUGAACUCCAGUUAAAAGACUUAGCAGUACUAUUACUGGACUUUUAUUCUUCAUGCAAGGCCUUUAAUAUUUACAAGUUUCAUAUGUUGGUUUAUGUUAUGUUGAGGCCCAGGCCUUUUAUAGCUGCAAAAUGAUCAAAUAUGGGUAUCUCUUUAUUGAUAAA
Molecule: messenger RNA, 1389 nt
Organism: Daucus carota subsp. sativus
Lineage: Eukaryota; Viridiplantae; Streptophyta; Magnoliopsida; Apiales; Apiaceae
Exons: 5
Coding region: 113-1066 (317 amino acids)
Molecular function (GO): catalytic activity
Source: RefSeq, a predicted model, not a curated record